AUGGUAUUACGUGUCUAUUUUAUUUCGACAACAGGUCGUCGAGAUAUACGUAAAGGACAAAUUCAUGUAUUUUCUGUACUUAGUUCAUGGAAAUUUGAAUAUCAAGCAAUUGAUGUAGCUGCACCAGAAAAUGAAAAUGAACGAAAUUUUGUUAUUGAUACUGGUAAAAAAUCAGAAGAUGGUAAAGUUAUUUUACCACAAAUAUUUCAAGAAGAAGAAUGUUGUGGAAAUUAUUUGGAUUUUUUAAAUGCUAUUGAAGAUGAAAAAUUACGAUUAUUUCUUAAAGAAAUAGAAGAACAAGAAUUUAAUGCUAUGAAACAAAAGAAAUAUGAAGAAAAAUUAACAAAUAAUGAAACUACAAAUGGUAAAUUUAUUCUUUUAGGAAUUAAGAUUAAAAAUAGAAGACAUAAUCGAAUUAGAAUAUUGAUAUAA
Messenger RNA from Rotaria sp. Silwood1, 432 nucleotides. NCBI's taxonomy places the organism in Eukaryota, Metazoa, Rotifera, Eurotatoria, Philodinida, Philodinidae. The record is from the annotation of a GenBank genome assembly.